Molecule: messenger RNA, 1842 nt
Organism: Exophiala aquamarina CBS 119918
Lineage: Eukaryota; Fungi; Ascomycota; Eurotiomycetes; Chaetothyriales; Herpotrichiellaceae
Exons: 2
Coding region: 1-1842 (613 amino acids)
Biological process (GO): protein dephosphorylation
Molecular function (GO): protein serine/threonine phosphatase activity; cation binding
Source: RefSeq, a predicted model, not a curated record
AUGUCCCGCGGCAGAAGAGCUCUCAGCUCCCCAUCCGAUGCGUAUUAUGACCUUCUGUCUACCUUCAUUAGACAAACCCGCCCACAAACACAGACCAGACUGCGGGAUUCUGCCCAUCACCAUAGACAACGUCGCCUAUUCCACGACUAUUUCGUCACUCACCUUCCCUCCUCUUCUUUACACCCAGACUCCCGCUCUUUGACAGGACUUGCCCACAAAUUCCCUAGGAAGGACUCAACUCCCCAUACUCCAGAUGGCCGAUCGGAGCCUGCCGCCCACCCCUCUGUCUCCCGAGACACCACCGUUGUGCGAAUUCCCUUGAGGAGUGCCAAACAUCACUACGGCGCCUCUGUCUCUCGGGGGAGUCGACCCUAUAAUGAAGAUUCACACCAGGCUGGCAUCAUCGAGCUCCCGGCCUUUGCGAAAAAGCCGCCUCGCUCCGUCACCACCCAGAAACAGGUCAAAGAAGCCACCUCGGCGGAUAAUAUCAGUGGUGACCCUCAAGUCUUUUACUUUGGCGUUUUCGAUGGUCAUGGGGGUGCAGAGUGCAGUGAUUUUCUUAGAGAGCGAUUACACGAUUACAUAGAGAAGUCGGCCAUUUCUUUCGAACUUCAGUCUAGUUUACAGAAGAAGGAAGAGAAAGAUAGACGUGCUGGUGUUGCUCCCGGUUUGAUUGAAGAUGAAGCAGCGGUGAAAAGGGGCAAGGUUGCUUUGGAGGCGGUGCCUACCACAAGCACGGACGAACCUCAGCAAGAUAAGGGUAAAGGUAGAGCUGGCGAUGGACAUAGCGGAGAAUCCACAUCUGCCAGCCGCCCUCUACACCCGGGUAACCCUCCGGUCAUUCAGAAUGCAAAUACAGAAAACAUCAAGACCUUGGAGAAACAGCUGGUUAGGGGCUGGAAAGACCUAGUCGGAGGAUAUUUUCGCCGGUUUAAGCCACCUUAUUUUUCCAUUUACAACGGAAACCCAUACUCUGGAGAGGAGUCCUCUCUUACGAAUGCUGGCGGCGGAGAUACCAGCUCUGGUGCCUCCAUCGAAGAGGUCAUGACUUAUGCUUUCCUCAAGGCUGACUACGACUUCGUGGCGGCUCAAGCAGCCAAACAUUCAGAAAACCGAGACAACACACGAGCCGAGCGGCCGCUGAAUGAUGGUGACAUCUUAGGCGAGCCCAGUAGGGUUGCUGCACAUAUUGGUGGGCAAAAUCGAUUCAAGGGCGGGAGCACAUGCAGUAUUGCACUGCUGUCCACGCCAUCACCCACCCCGUUUUGGAACCCAUCAACCACCUCAUCCAUGCUUGUUGCUCAUGUAGGAGAUACCAGGAUUCUGCUGUGCUCCACAAGUACUGGGCAAGCAGUUCCAUUGACCACGAACCAUCAUCCAUCUUCCCCAGUCGAAAGCAAUCGACUGCGUAGGUACGCGGCCACAUUUGUGACUGACUCAUUUGGGGAAGAGCGAGUCUUGGGGCUCGCCAAUACUCGAGCAUUUGGUGAUAUUGCGUCCAAGCGGAUCGGAGUCAGUGCAGAGCCGGAGAUCCGGCGAGUGGAGAUCGGAGCGGCCGAGUAUUCCUUCAUGGUAUUGAUUUCAGAUGGCGUUUCAGGUACGCUUGACGAUCAGGAAGUGGUGGACAUUGUCAAGGAGGCCAAAACUCCCGAACUAGCAGCCAGAGACGUGGUCAAUUUUGCGACCGAGGUGACGACCGAGGGCGAUAAUGCCACAUGUUUGGUGGUACGAAUGGGCGGAUGGGAGAGACGACAGGAGGGUGGGUUUGGCAGUCUCUCGACCAAGAACAGUCGUGAUUACAAAAGGCAGAGUGCUUCUGAUCCCCGGAGUCGUCGACAGUGA